AUGGCGGCUGCCGUGACUCUGAAGCCGUAUGGCAAUGGCUUUGAACCAAGCUUCACACUCCCUAAAACACCGACAGAAGCCCCGAAAAAAGUAACACAGGACCCGGGCCAGUCUCUAGUCGAGGAAGCCGAGCGUCUGAAGCGCGAACCUACGUUUGUUGAUGUUGACGCUUGGCCCCACCACUUCGAGUCGCCCAUGGCCUGGACUGGUCAGGAACUAGGUGACUCGUCGACUUAUACGUAUUACCUCUCUCCAGAUGAGGCGCUAGAGAUUGAUAAUGGCCUCAAGAACUUCAAAAGCCUGGGUCUUUGGGGCGGCGAUAUCAGCCCCGAGAACUUCUCUCUUCCCACAUUGGCCCCUAAGCUGGCUCUCCUUGCUCGAGAAGUGCACCUCGGUCGUGGCUUUGUUAAUAUACGCGGGUUGGAGCAUGACCGAUACUCUCCCGAAGACACAAGUCUGGUUUUCAUUGGCAUCUCCAAGUACAUUGGAAAUCGAAUCGGGAAGCAGGAUGAGGGCUACGCACUAGGCCACAUCCGCGAUGCGAAUCGUUCCGAGACGACGCAAGACAAUCGUCCAUUCCGGGAUUCCAAUCUGGCUCUGACUUUUCAUACCGACGGAUACUGCCCCAUACUAGGCAUGCAGAUGAGAGCUGAGGCCGCUGAAGGGGGCGACCAUCUCUUUGCUUCGUCAUGGGCCGUCUACAACGAGCUUGCUGCGACGCGGCCCGACAUCAUCCGUACACUGGCGACUCCGAACUGGUACUUUGACCCCCGCGGGAUUCAUGAUGAUCCGCGACCGCACGCUCUCUUCUUCUAUGAGGGAGAGUCCCACUCGGGAGCUGGUGACGGCAGAUUGAUGACCAACUUCAUCCGCUACCUCUUGACUGGUCGGCCUGGGGUGCCGAAACUGGUCACAAGCCCAGACUGCACACCGGCGCAGGUAGAAGCCCUGGAUGCUGUCGAAGCCCUUGCGCGCAAACAUGCGCUUAGGCUUGAUGUGAAACCGGGUGACAUUACUUAUGUCAACAACUGGUCGAUGCUGCACUCGCGGACUUCAUUUCAUGAUGACGAUAAUCAUGUGAGGUACUUGGUGCGCAUCUGGCUCAAGAAUGAAUCCCCGGCCUUUGCGUGGCCGCUUCCGGACAUCUUUCGCAUGGGACACAAGAAGAUCUUCGAUGAUGAUAAUGAUCAGAACACCUUGAAGUGGAACAUCGUGCCACAGCCACGUCUCAAGUUCAAGAUCUAUCAGACAUUGGCUCAGGCGUGA
Messenger RNA from Diaporthe amygdali, 1266 nucleotides. Its product is annotated as Clavaminate synthase-like protein. Gene Ontology annotation, molecular function: oxidoreductase activity. The transcript is spliced from 5 exons. The record is from RefSeq and is a predicted model, not a curated record. The coding region runs from base 1 to 1266 and encodes 421 amino acids. Lineage: Eukaryota; Fungi; Ascomycota; Sordariomycetes; Diaporthales; Diaporthaceae.